UCCCAGCCCAUACAAAUUUGAGUCAGAGAGAGAGAGAGAGAGAGUAAGAGAGUGAGAGAGUGAGAGGGAUGCUUUAUUGAUCAAGCCCAUCCUAGUCUCAAGAGAGCAGACUGAAUCUUCAGAAGAAACCAAACGCUACUACGAUGGAACUGCUUUGGAUGCUUUUGACUUUGGCUGCGGGUACAUCAGCGAUGCCCGAGCAGUACAGCCGAGCAGUGGAUUGGUUGAGCAGGUAUGGCUACCUCCCUCCGCCCGACCCCCGGACGAGUAAGCUGCAGUCCAAGGAGGGCAUCGAGAAGGCCAUACGGGUCAUGCAAAGAUUCGGCGGCGUGCGGGAAACCGGCGUGCUCGAUGAUGAAACGCUGAAGCUCAUGUCGACACCGCGAUGCUCCCUUCCCGAUAUUGUCGGGAGCGAGGACAUGUUGAAGAAGAGAAGGAGGAGGAGAAGAUAUGCGCUGUCAGGUUUGAAGUGGCACAAGAGCGAUCUGACAUGGAGCAUCCACAGCUACCCGUCGCCCACCCUCUCCCCGGGCCUGCCCUCAAAUUUGGUGGAAGGCAUCCUGACCCACGCCUUCAAAGCUUGGAGCGACGCCACCCCUUUGACAUUCCUCCAGCUGCCGGGCGGCGGCGGAAACCCGCCGAGCGGCGGUGACAUCAGAGUGUCCUUCAACAGCUUACUGCACGAUGACGGGUAUCCCUUUGACGGGCAAGGGGGCACCUUAGCCCACGCCUUCUUCCCCGGUAGAGACGAGGUGUCCGGUGACACGCAUUUUGAUGACCAUGAAAGAUGGAGCUAUGGAGGGAACAUCGACAGCACUACCGACUUGUUCACGGUGGCGGUACACGAGUUCGGCCACGCACUGGGCCUGUCGCAUUCCUCCUCGGACCCCUCCAUUAUGAGGCCGUAUUACCAGGGUCCCGUAGGAGACAUCAUCCACUACCAGCUGGCCUUGGAUGACAAACUGGCCAUUCAGCAGCUUUAUGGCAGCAAGGAGGGGGAACGACCAGGAGGCGUCGACCCCAACCUCCCACGUUUGCCCAACCCACCUCCGACUAGACCGACAAGGCCGUCUGACCCUACCGUCCACAACCGUUGUCACGGGGGAUUUGACGCAGUGGCCAACAUCAGAGGGGAGGUCUUCUUCUUUAAAGGUGCUAAUUUCUGGAGGACCACGCGAGACGGCUCACUGGUGUCCCUUAAUCCGGCUCAGAUCAAAAAUUUUUGGAUCGGACUUCCACCGGGGACAAAUAAGAUUGACGCCGUGUACGAGAGAAAGAGCGACAAUAGUAUCAUCUUCUUUAUCGGAUCUCAGUACUGGGUCUUCAAAGACACGGUGGCCAUGAGCGGCUAUCCUCGCCCGCUCUCUGAAUGGGGGAUGAAACGCAAGAGCGGCACGUUAGUGGACAGAGUGGACGCCGCCUUCAUCUGGGCCCAUAACGGCAAGACCUACUUGUUCAGCCAAGGCGAGUUCUGGAGAUUCGACGAGAGUCAGAAAGACCAGCAGGCGACCCGGCAGCCGGAGUCGGGCUAUCCGCGUGACAACAGCCUGUGGACCGGAGUUCCUUCCUACAUGGAUGACAUCAUCAGCUGGGGAGAAGGGGACGCCUAUUUCUUUAAGGACAACCACUAUUGGGUGCUCAAAAGCGGAGGCAUGAAUCAAGACGUCGUGGAACCCAAAUCCACCGCCGUGGACUGGCUGCGUUGUCCCGUAACCCCUCCGACCUCCGCUCCGGCAAAUCCCGACAAGCCAAACAGGUGUCGCUGUGACCUCACGGGAUCGGCUUCAUCUCCAACCAGCAAUUACCUCCUGGUGUCUGUUUUGCUGCUCGUAAGGGGAAUUUGGAUCACCGCAAUGUAAACAAUUUUCGACUUUCAUAACAAUGUAUCCACCCUGAUUUGUACGAUGAAAUAUUUUGUAUAUACAACAUUGUUGGCGAGCUCUAUGACAGCGUCAAUCAAAAUGUAAGCAAUAUUAUCUUUAUGACAGCAGCAAUUGUUCAGCUCUUGUUUUCAAAUGUAAUGUGAGCCCGAGUGUGAAUUGUUAUUAUUAAACGGGAACGGAACAGGUUUUAAAUUACGUCUUUUUGUGUCGCAUCUUCAGUUACAUCUGACAAAAGAAUUCACUUGCAUGUUGGGUGGGAACUUAGAUCAAUAUCUCCAAAGGCGACCCAGAAGGAACGUCGUAUUGGGUUUACGAAACAGGGAUUAAAUGUCGACUGAAACGCAUUAAACGACUGUUGCCUCCCA
Messenger RNA from Syngnathus acus (greater pipefish), 2248 nucleotides. It is a transcript of the gene mmp25b, whose product is annotated as matrix metallopeptidase 25b. The coding region runs from base 144 to 1859 and encodes 571 amino acids. The record is from RefSeq and is a predicted model, not a curated record. The transcript has 11 exons. NCBI's taxonomy places the organism in Eukaryota, Metazoa, Chordata, Actinopteri, Syngnathiformes, Syngnathidae. Gene Ontology annotation, biological process: proteolysis; extracellular matrix organization; collagen catabolic process. Gene Ontology annotation, molecular function: zinc ion binding; metalloendopeptidase activity. Gene Ontology annotation, cellular component: extracellular matrix.